Molecule: messenger RNA, 1571 nt
Organism: Mycena citricolor
Lineage: Eukaryota; Fungi; Basidiomycota; Agaricomycetes; Agaricales; Mycenaceae
Source: the annotation of a GenBank genome assembly
CACACCAUGACCUCCAUCGAUAUCCAACUCCGGCUGCGAGAAAUCCCACGGAAGAUAGCCGCUCUCGAAUGGGAGAUCAUCACCUUGCGUGCCGAACGGCAGACCCUUCUUCCAUUCUACACCCCUAUUCUGCUGCUGCCAGCCGAGCUGACCAGUGAGAUCUUUCAAUGGUCCACACAAGAUGAGGAAUCGUGUGGGAAGGGGAUGGAACAAUCCAUGCGGCUUUCCGGUGUGUGCAGAGCGUGGCGAGACGUUGCGAUCUGGACGCCCCAGCUUUGGACGCGCUUCGACGUUUCUUUGUUCAUAGCGAAUCCGGCGAAACUUGAUGAAUUCGUCGGCUUGUGCAUUAGCCGUGCGGGCUCGCUGUCAUUGGAACUGUCGGUUUCUUUCUCGUGGACCCCCCCGUCCUCUCAAAUCAUCAAUGUGGUGCAAGUGGUCGCCCGUCACUCCACUCGGUGGCGAGCUUUGACCUUCGAAGAUUUGCUUCCAAACGCGCUCUCUGUACUUCCGAGUGGAAUCACAUGGCCUUCACUGGAGAGAUUGUCUAUCAGCGCGAUUUUCAAAGGAGAAAUCUUGACUCCAUUCGAAGCCUUUCAAAAUUCCCCCGCUCUGCGUACAGUCCGGCUUGCUGUACUGGACGACACCCAUCUUCUUCUUCCGUGGUCACAGCUCCAUCAUCUCACCCUCAUAGCCCUCGACACAGAUGCAUGCGUCCGAGUCCUGCGUAGAACCACUGGAUUGCAGACCUUGACCUGCAGAAGCCGCCUCGCGCUUCCUGUCCCUGUUGAACUGGUUACACUCCCGGAUUUAGUCCAGUAUCACAGUCUGGGAGACAAUCUCGGGCCCACCGCAUACCUGAUCCUUCCGGCACUUCAGUAUCUGACCAUCGAAAAUCUAGAACUCGUGCCUGGCCUUCUCGAGCGCUCCAGUGCUGCGCGAACCUUGAUUGCGCUCACAGUUUCCGACACGCCGACGAUGGACCAGUUGAAACGCCUUCCUCGUCUUCCCUCCACAAAACACCUGACGAUCAAAUACUUUAGUGCGGCCAAGCGGGAUGUGUGCCGGAAGUUUAUACAAGCAUUGAACUACCGCGUGCCCCUGAGUUCAAGCGAAAAACUCACAGUGAUUUUUCCUGUUUUGGAAACAUUGACCCUUCACAAUUGCUGGUUCGAGACAUUGAGCGUUGAAGAAGUCGCAGAGAUGGUCAAGCGGCGAUUCCCGGAGACCAACGGCUCUUUGCGAUCGAUCUCGGUCGAUUUUAUGGGCCCUACUGGCACGAAUGUACUAAAAGCGGUGGAUGAUUUGCGGGAAAUGCGCCAUCAAGGCUUGGAGCUCAAUUUUUCCUGGUCCGACGAGCCUCUCUGUCCUGGACAGAGCACCGAUUUUAUCUCUGCUCUAUCCGAUUCGAAAGAGUUGUGAUGCGGAACUAGAAACCCUCACUGAAUUUGAUGAUAAUUGAUUACUCGACGAUAUUUUUGUGCAGACUCUUGUAGUCCGAUGUCACGUGCUCGUGGUAUCGCAGGUUUAGAAUGAUCAAUUGCCAGUCCGAAAUGUGUGUCCGCUUGGUUCAA